AUGUCUCCCUGGGGAGUCGGCGUCCUGAUGGCACUGUGCUUCCUGCGGCAGGCCAGAGGUCAUAAUCAACUUCCCCCUCCUCGAAAUGUUACACUACUGUCAAAGGAUUUUGACAUGAUUUUGACUUGGUCUCCAGGAGAAGGCUUCCCGCCAGACAUGGCAUACACCGUGAGGUAUGAAAGUCAGGACCGCAUUGACAAAUGGAUAAAGGUUCCUCAUUGCAAAAAUAUUCAUAGAACCUCUUGCAACCUGACUUGUGUGCUUCCAAACUUUGUCAAAGCCCGGGCUCGAGUAAAAGCUGUUUCUGGACAAGUCCAGUCGCCGUGGGUAGUGUCACAAUUCAAGGAAUACCAUUUGGAUGUGGAACUGGCUCCCCCAGUGCUAAAUGUGAAUGUCGAGGAGAACUUAAUCCAUGUGAAUGCCUCCUUCCCUUUGGCCACCUGUGUGGAGGGAUUCUCUUGGAUGUACGACUUGAACCUUUGGGAAGCUGGAUCUGAAGACAAGAAGGAAUACAAUGAUAACUUUAGGAAGAAUACAGUGACUAUUGACACCACUGCACUUAGAGGCAACUACUGUUUAAGUGCCAGAUCUUCCUUCCAAAGCAUUGACUUCAAGCACAGCAAAUUCUCCCAACCAGUAUGUGUGCUACUAAACCACAAAGCUGUGGAAUGGAAGUUCCCAUUUUCUGCCACGAUCCCUGUGUUAGCCCUCCCCAUCCUUCUGACAAGUGCCUUCACCAUCUGCUUGCUGAAACAAGAUGCUAAGCACAAGAAGGUGCCUCAUGCUUUGGAUUUCUUUCAUUUAAAAGCUGCUGGACCAGCCUUUCAGUGGGAGCUCAGUGAAAAGGAAUUCUUGAGGGACUACCUUAUCUGCACAGAAAAUCCAGUGUCACAAAACAAAGCAAACAAAACUUCAGGAAGAAACAACCUACCAUGCGUGGGUUCUUUCCUCUCAUCAUCAUCAUCAGAAGAGGAGGAGGGGGAGGAGGAAGAAGAAGACGACAGCAGUACUUUCAUUCAAUACACUGAAAUGCCUCAGUUUCCUAAGAGAUAUCUCAACUGUCAAUCAUCCAGAACAACUCAGGGGGAAACUAGCUUGGACUCCGGAUCUGGAGGGCUCUCCGUGGAUAGUGAAUCUGUGCUUGACCUAAGUACCUUGGGUUUCUCUUUCUUCCCAAUGAGAAGGAAUCAGGUGGACACCUCAGGAUCCCAAGGAAAUGAGAAGGCAUCCCUUUCUCACAGUUCCUCUUUGGGAAGAAUAUCCCUCACUGAUAUAAAGUCCCCAGGUCCCAGAGAACAUGAACAGCGUGAUACAGACGGGGAUGAAUGCCUAGAAAUGACCUCUUUUCACACACUGAUGGAGGGGACUUGUGCCAAACUCCCAGCCAAUGAACACCCCCUGCAUAGGAAGGCUCAUCAUCUCCCCAAGUAUUCCCAGAAACCAACAGCUGAUCUGCAUGUCGGGAUCGGUGAAGUACCACAGCUCGGUGAGGAUCCCAGCUCUGAGCUGCUCACUGCCUUCCAGACAUUACAGGUGGCACAAGAUGAAGGUAUUGCAAGUGACUGCGACAGCGAUAAUUUUGCAGAAGGGACACCUCCUGCAUCCACGCUGCUAAGUGACUCAUUCGAACCUUCAAAUAGGGAGGAAAAAGACAAUCACAAGUUUAAAUUCAAAGGCUACGAGCACAGAUAUGAUAUGAGAACGAGUUAG
Eurypyga helias (sunbittern) is the source of this 1710-nucleotide messenger RNA. RefSeq names its product interferon, lambda receptor 1 (gene IFNLR1). NCBI's taxonomy places the organism in Eukaryota, Metazoa, Chordata, Aves, Eurypygiformes, Eurypygidae. The transcript has 7 exons. Gene Ontology annotation, molecular function: protein binding. Bases 1 to 1710 code for a protein of 569 amino acids. The record is from RefSeq and is a predicted model, not a curated record.